Nicotiana attenuata is the source of this 1378-nucleotide messenger RNA. RefSeq names its product ubiquinol-cytochrome-c reductase complex assembly factor 1-like. Gene Ontology annotation, biological process: mitochondrial respiratory chain complex III assembly. Bases 138 to 995 code for a protein of 285 amino acids. NCBI's taxonomy places the organism in Eukaryota, Viridiplantae, Streptophyta, Magnoliopsida, Solanales, Solanaceae. The transcript has 7 exons. Gene Ontology annotation, cellular component: mitochondrion. The record is from RefSeq and is a predicted model, not a curated record.
CUUAAGCUAAAACUAUGAUCAUCGGAAAAUUGCAACAGCUCAAAACUCACCCAAUUCUUGGUAGUAUCCAUUUUUAAGGCCGUUCUUCAGUAGUUUUCUCCUUUCAUCGUUCACUCGCUUCGCCAUACAGAGGGAGAAUGUUGCCGAGAUGGAGCAGGGCCAUUUCACAGUUUUCUAGGGCUUAUUCACUAAGGAACACACGAAUUGGAAGACAUUUGUGUACUUUUUCAUGUCGAGAUUAUUUCGCGGUUGCGCCGUCUGUAGACCAUUCCACCGAGAAAGACUAUAAUAGCAAACUCCAGGUAAAUUUGAACAAGAUGUUCUGGUCUAAGCCUCAAUCAUUGGCAUUGGCCCCUGAUUCACCGUUAAGAAUUGAAGAGCCACAAUAUGAUGGCAUCCAGCGUUUUCUCCUCAAAUUGAUGUUGUUCUAUAGUAAGCAAAGCACGUCCAUUCGAGGAGCUAACGUUAUUUAUCGCCGUGUUAUUCACCAAAUUGAUAGACCUGCUAUCUAUGAUGUAUUUAGCUUGGAGAAAACAUUUAAGAGCACAUUUGCUUUACUUGUUAUCCAUAUGUGGCUAUGCUUGCGGCGCUUGAAGCAGGAGGGAAAAGAAGGCGUCGAGUUGGGGCAAUAUCUGUAUGAGAUAUAUAAUCAUGAUCUGGAGUUGAGAGUUUCUAAAGCUGGGGUUAAUUUAUUGUUGACUAAAUGGAUGAAGGAUUUGGAGAAGAUAUUUUACGGUAACAUUGUUGCUUAUGAUGCUGCUAUGCUUCCUGAAGCUGGGCAGGAUGAGCUGCAAACUGUAAUUUGGAGGAAUGUCUUCUCUGAUGAUGGUACAUCUUUACCAAAUGAUGCAGCCCUGCUUCCAGUCCAGGCUAUGUGUAGGUAUGUUCGCAGGGAAUCCAACUGUCUGUCAUUGACAGAUAAAGAUGCUGUCUUUUCGGGCAACUUCACGUUCACCCCAUUGGAAAACACAAAAGCUGAUAAAGAGGGAAGUUAAUGCAAAGAAAACAAUAUCAAAACCACCCAUGCUCAUGCAACUGUGCCACAAUUCAUUGUAAAGAUUCAGGCUUUCCCUCACUGAAAUUAUAAGAAAUUGCUGAAUGCGCAGGCGUGAAACAUGAAAUCCACUGUUCUUUGAGUUUCAGUAAUCUAGGUGCAAAUCUAAGGUUGCUUUGCUUUUUUGUGCCACAACAUAAAUCCUAGAAAUGACUGUCAAACUGUUGAUGGCUAAUGUUUCUAAUGGAAGUUAUACGAGUGUAAGUUCUGAGAAAAGUCAGAGUGUAAGUUGUAUAUGGUAAUUGCUUCUUAAUUCGGAUUAUUGAUUCUGGAUAAGUCCCCUAAUUGCUGAUAAUGGUAAACCAUCUUCAAUUGCUUGUUCUA